AUGGAGAACCUCACCUUUGCCUUUGCAUCACGCGUGAAGGUGGCCGGCGUUCGCAUGCGAAGCGUGCAAACCCAUGUGGGAGCUCCAGAGGUGAGGGAUUGUGGCAACGAGUCCAUCGAGAUGGAGGUAUGGGAGGAGUACGAUGACGAUGAAAUGAUGGACAUGGGCAAUGACAGCAACAUGUCCAGCAUGUCCAGCAAUACCUCUGCCACGAGAAGACAUGGCAACAUGACAGAGGAGCGGGCCAUGCGGCCAAGGUACUUUGAGUAUACCAACUGCUCGUUCGAGGUGGACCCGGUGCCAGAGACCCACGUCUCCGAGCAGAUGGUGGCUCCGCUAGGGGUUGGGUACAACACCGAGGCCAGCAUACCGGCGAGCUUGAAUCCAAACCUCGUACAUGUCGCCGGUGGUGCGGAGCUCGCUAUUUACGGCAACUUCUAUGGGCAGGAAGACAUGUGGUGUGGCUUCGAAGGUGUUAGGCAGCGGUCGCGUGCGGUCCGCAUCUCGAACCUGGAGAUUCGCUGUCAAGUCCCUCCUCGUACUGUGGGCAUCAGUCGUGUGUAUCUGACAGCCCGUGAUGCACGUGGUCUUCCAAGCGUGGUGUCCGCCAACGUCGGAAUGAUGCAGCUGGAGUACGUUGAGCCACUUCAUCUCUUCGAUGUUGAGCCCAAGCAGGUGAUCGACGGAAAGAGUACCCAUCUCAAGGUCCACGGUUCGAACUUCCGACCUGUCUCAUCUCUUCGCUGUGGCUUCGAAAGUCGGGUGCAACGCCGCAGCCUUCUCACCCACCGGAUUCCUGUAUGGACGUGGCUUGGGCAUGUGCAGUGCAGCUCCCGCAUCGCAGCGGAUGCGAUUCGCACCUUCGUCAUGUUCUCCGCGGAGGCUCUCGAGCCCUUGGAUCGCGUGGAUCAUUUCAUGUGCGUCUCCUACCAGAAAGAUGGCACCUGGGUAUAUCACUUGUUUGACGAGAACGGUGUGCUGGCUGAACCACUUCUGCCACGCCUGGAUGAUGCUCUGGUGGCCGAGAUUGUCGGCAAAGACAUCAUCUCCUUGGAAAGGUACACCGGCACUUUUGCCGGAGUUCACAUCGGAUACGACAGGGGAGAUCUGGAGUUCCAGCCUGAUAUCGACAACCUGACCCAGUGGAUGCUGGAUCGUGACAUUGAGCUGCCGCAGGCUAUCCCGCGCAGAACCACAUCUGCACCAACAACAGCUACCACGUCAACGGAGCCUCCCAGCGAGAACGAGAGCAACGUGACCACCACCAGUGGGCUGCAGCCAGAACUACAAGAAGAUGAUGAGGUCGAAAACGACACCAACGAGACCGCUCCAAACAUCAGCGUAAAUGUCACGGUGACGAAGAGGACAACCACCGUGCGAUCCAGCACGACCAGCUUCCUGGCACCAACCACAACUGCUGGUCCGGACAAUUCCGAUGGUGUCGACGAGAAUGUUUCCGACGACAGCGACGAUGUAAAUGAGUCGGACAACGCUUCAACAACAACGCAGACAACGACAACUAGCAGCACCACAAGCACGACAACGUCCAGCACGACCACAAGCAGCACGAGCACAAGCACCAGCACCAGCUCCACCUCCACAACCACAUCAUCUUCUUCAACCACCUCCAGCUCCACUUCCACUACGACCUCCACGUCGUCCACCUCCACUACUUCGUCCACUAGUUCCACAACCUCUUCCACCAGCAGCACCACCAUCACCAGCACCACAACCACCUCGUCCACCACAUCCACAGUUACUACAACCGAUGAGAAUGCCACUUGGUCGAACUACACAGAUGACAAUGAGACGCUGGAGGAGAGAAUUCCAGACAUCAUCAAUGUGUGGGUGUCUGGAGGUGAUUUCUUUGUGAACAGGGAAGUUGGUUGGGACACGAAUUUUGUGACCACAGAGCCCGAGUACCUGUCCCGUCAUCUCAUACUGUGCCCGACUCCCGACGGCCUCUCCUGGCUGCGUAAAGGGGAAGACAUGGUCAAGCUGCGUGUGACACUGAACGGUCAGGAGUGGUCAGAUUCCUCUUUGGGGUUGACGGUUUUGCACAGAGACGUCGAGCCGGAAAUGAGUGAGGACCUAGUCCUUCAGCCAGACAUCCCACGGUUGGAGGUGCAGGGAAACCUCUCGCACGACCCCGAGUUACGAUUCAGGCUUGCUCAAGUGACACCCGUUGUGGGCCCUUCCUCUGGGGGUACCGACUUGACUCUUACCAUCACGACCUGGCCGCGGCUUCUUCCAGACUUCCACUUCGACUGCGUUAUCGGCUUGCAGCGGGUCCCUGCCACCUUAUUGCAAAUCCAAUCGUCUCCCGAUUUCCGCAGCUAUACACUGGGAUGCACGGUGCCCAUUGCUAUGAACAUCCCAAGGUUGACUGCUGCUGGCUGCACCUGCAAAAAAGUCUGGUUCACACCUUCCGGACAGAUGUGCGACAGCUCCUGCUGCAAUCCUGAUGGCGAUGCACCGAGGUCCUGGUGCGCAGUCGAACAGCCUUUAUGUCAGGGUGCCGACUGGGGCGUGUGCGACAGCGAAGAGGAUCCCAUGUUGGCCGGCAGCUACCCGGUGUGUGUGCGUGUCGUGCCAUCUUCUGCAGAGAAUGUCUUCGAGUAUGAGCCUUGCCAGCAUCGGUUCACCUACAUCAGGCAGCCGCAUGUCGACAGCGUGACGCCACGUUCUGGGCCAAACACAGGUGGCACAAACGUUACCGUGCACGGGCGGUACUUCCCCGAAGAACGACUGGGUGGGCUCUUGUGCCGAUUCGGCAGUCAAGAAGCAGGAGCCAUAGCUCCGGGACGAUGGCUCAGCAGCCGAGAAAUCACUUGUGUGACGCCGCAAUCCCUGGGGAAAGACCACGGUUUGAGGACAGUCCCAGUUACGAUUUCCAUCAAUGGUGGUGCAGACUGGACGCCGACCACGGCAUACUUCAGCUUUGUGAGAGAGCUGCGAGGUGCCAUUUACCCAGAGUUCGGGCCGCGGCGUGGGGGCACACUGCUGGAUGUGCAUGUGGUGCGCGGCGAUGGAGAGGUGGAGACGGAGCUUCUGAACAUGUCGCAGGUGAAGAGCUGUUGUUUCGGCUCGCCACCGGCAACGAUCGUGCCAGCUGUGAAGGUCACGGACAUGUUGUAUCAGUGCAAGACUCCUCCAUGGCCGCAGAGCCCGGUGAGCAUCGACGUGGGCAUCGCUCAGGCGGAUGGCCGCUGUCAGGGCCCUCCGUAUGCACGCUUCGAGUACUCUGAGCAGUGGAAGAUAACCCGGGUGUACCCAUCGGAGUUCGACGAGAAGCAGCAGGCAGAAGGCUUCAAGCUCUUCGUGUCGGGUGAGAAUUUCCGACCCUCUCGGACGGCAAUGUGCCGACUGGGUGGCGAAGGCGGUAUCCUGGCGCCAGCAGAGGUCAUCCUGAACAACUUCACCCUUUUGUGUGCAGUGCCAUCGACGGGCUUCAGUCUGGCCUCUUCUCCAGCAGGAACGACAUACGAAGUCGAGGUUGCCAUGAACGGACAGGACUUCACUCCGGGGGUGCCUCCAGUUCUUGUUCGCUUUGUGACGGCGACCUCUGUCGUGACAGUCGAUCCGGAGAACGUCUCGGCGUUGGGAAACCUGCCUUUGACUGUGACAGGGGCCAGUUUGGCGGCGGAUGCGCGCUUCUGCAUCUUCGGCGAAGGGGAACGGGCAGUCGAGGUCCCAGUUUCGGUUCUCGCCAGCGACCGGCAAGUGGUUUGCACGACUCCGCACUGGGAGAUCCGGCCACAUGGUGCAGCCUCAGAGCGCGUACUGGUUCGACUGUCCACCGACGGUGCCGGCACCGCACGGUCCUCCACGGCGUACGUGAAUUUCGUGGCGUACCCAGAACCGCUCACAGUGGAUCCGAUUGAGGGCCCUGUUGAAGGUGGGACGAUGGUCCGAGUCCAUGGCCAGCACUUCCGGCCACACGGGCAGGACCUCUUCAUCCGCUGCAUCUUCGGAACUCGCAGGAGCCAGGCUUUGAUCCUCUCGGAUUCGGAGCUCCAGUGCACAUCGCCACCCGUGGAUGGCGCCUGGCUUCCCACGGGGUACUUGGCCAACUUUGACCUCGAGACGGUUCCAACGCCAGCGAUCGUGAAGGGCCUAACGCCGGCAGCAACCCAGUUCCCCAAGAAGCAGCUGACGUUCUACUACCGGCGCUUCGUUCCGAGCAUCUCAUGGGUGGAGCCUUCGAGCGGGCCUGAGUUUGGAAGCACCUUGGUGUCUCUCAGAUCUGAUGUGCCUAUCCUGAACUCGAAGAACCUGAAGUGCGUUUUCGGGAACAUCCAAGUCCCACUCUUCCUGGUGACGCAGAACGAGGCAACCUGCACCUCGCCACCGCUGCACAAGCCGGGAGUAGUGGAGCUUACGCUGACCGCAGAUGGCCAAAAUCGAAAGCAGAUUGGUCCGAGCGGCGAUCCGGUUCGUUUCAAGUACUACGUCACCCCGACUGUCGCCAAGGUGACGCCCUCCUUCGGCUCAUCGCGUGGUGGGACGAUCGUUCAGCUGGAGGGUGCGCACUUCAUCAACGACGUACGCUUGACCUGUAAGUUCGGCGACCUGAUGGUUCCAGCAUUCCGGUUCAUCUCCAGCGCACUUGUGCUUUGCAGGACGCCGAUUGUACCCCCUGGCCGAGUGCAGGUGUACUUGUCCAACAACGGACAGAAUUUUACAGGGGGAAGCGAUGCGACCUUCGAGUUCUUGGGCUUCACGUACUUCCACCUCUACCCGUACCUGGGGCCAAUCAGCGGAAACACGACCGUGCUUGUGGAGUCUGCCUCCGUUCCAGUUGGCGCCGCCUCUACGAUCCGCUGCAGAUUUGGCACUUUGUCAGUGCCUGGCAUUCGGGUCAACGACACUUUUUUGCAGUGCGUGUCUCCUGCUGUGGUUACCCCUGGCGAGGUGAAGUUCGAGGUCUCACUGAACCAGCAAGACUUUGUGGAGGGCUCCCAGAAGUUCUUGUACUACACGAAUCCGAGGAUUCUGCAAGUGGACCCACCACUUGGCCCGAGUCACCGGAGUUUGAGCAUCCGGCUGAUAGGCGAGGGGUUCAUCAGCACCAACUACCUGACGGUGCGCUUCGGCGGUGUUUCCAUCCAAGCGGAAGGCCAGAACCUGGUUCAAACGGCUUUGGCAUCAACCGAUACGGAGGCGGUUGUGGAGUUGCCAAAGCUGUCGGUUCACACGGACAUGACCCGGGUGCUGGCACCUCAGACAUCGUGCGAGAGAAAAGUGACACGAUGA
This is a messenger RNA of Symbiodinium sp. CCMP2456, 5256 nucleotides long. NCBI's taxonomy places the organism in Eukaryota, Dinophyceae, Suessiales, Symbiodiniaceae. The record is from the annotation of a GenBank genome assembly.